This is a messenger RNA of Triticum aestivum (bread wheat), 4081 nucleotides long. RefSeq names its product disease resistance protein Pik-2-like. NCBI's taxonomy places the organism in Eukaryota, Viridiplantae, Streptophyta, Magnoliopsida, Poales, Poaceae. The record is from RefSeq and is a predicted model, not a curated record. The coding region runs from base 1 to 3834 and encodes 1277 amino acids. Gene Ontology annotation, biological process: defense response to other organism. Gene Ontology annotation, molecular function: ADP binding. The transcript is spliced from 3 exons.
AUGGAGGCGACAGUGUUGAGCGUGGGCAAGUCCGCGGUGAAGGGGGCGCUCGGCUACGCCCAGUCCGCCAUCGCGGCGGAGGUGGCGCUGCAGCUGGGGGUACAGCGCGACCAGGCCUUCAUCAGGGACGAGCUCGACAUGAUGCAGUCCUUCUUGAUGGUCGCGCACGGCGAGCAGGACGACGGCAAGGUGGUCGGGACCUGGGUGAAGCAGGUCCGUGACCUGGGCUACGACGUCGAGGACUGCCUCCAGGACCUGGCUGUCCGCCUCGAGAAGCCAUCCUGGUGGCGUUUCCUCAGGACACUGCUUGACCGGCGCCAUGUGGCUAAGCAGAUGAAGGACCUGCGGGAGAAGGUCGAGGAUGUCAGCCAGAGGAACUUGAGGUACCGCCUCAUCAGGAGCCCUGCCGCUGCUGCUGACUCCAAGCAUGUCACCACCGCCGCCGACCAAAACUUCGCAGGCAGCGCGACGAUGUUCGGCAUCGACGAGGCGAGGCGUGCCAUGAAGCGGGACAGGCCGAGAGUGGACCUUGCCCAACUUAUCAACAGGGAGGGCAAGGACCUUGGAGUCAUCGCCGUGUGGGGAACAUGUGGUGUUCUUGGGCAGGCGUCUGUGAUACAGAAGGUGUAUGAUGAUGCAGACAAGUUUGAAUGUCGUGCCUGGAUCAAGCUUACACAUCCUUUUGAUCCGAUCAUGUUCAUGCGGAACAUUAUGAGGCAGUUCUAUGGAUGUUCUUUUCCAGAACUGGCAGCUGGGGGUCAAAGCUGUCAAGAAAGAGCAACCACUGUAGGGGCUUAUGUUCUCAAAAAGAUGCUGACAAUAAAGCAAGAAGAUUUGGUUGACGAGUUCAACGAGCAUGUAAAUAGCAAGAGUUACCUGAUUGUUCUUAAUGACCUGUGUACCAUAGAAGAUUGGAACUGGAUCAAAACUUACUUUCCCCUCAACAAUAAUGGGAACCGGAUCAUUGUAGCCACACAGCAAGUUGAAGUUGCGAGCUUAUGCGUAGGUAAAAAAUGCCGAGUCUCGGAGCUGAAACAAUUAUCCGCUGAUCAGACUCUCUACGUUUUCUACGACAAGAGUCCUCAAGGUGGAACAUAUUCAAUGAAACCAGAGUCGAGCUCAAAUACAUCCAUUGCCACUACUAAUAGCUCUAUAGUGCCCAACAGUGAGAUAACAGCUGGUGAUCAGGCUAUAGAUUCCGCUGGUGAAAAAAACACUAUGCCCAGAAGGAGCCUCACCCGUAUCAUGUCGAGGACGGCCGCUUUGGAGGAAUCUCAGGUUGUUGGGAGGGAGACAGAAACAACUGACAUCCUCCAACUAAUUUUAGAUGCACCAAGAGAAGAAUUUCGGGUGAUCUCAGUGUGGGGAAUGGGUGGUCUUGGGAAAACUGCCCUAGUCAAAGAUAUCUACCAGAGCCAAGAGCUAGGCAGUGCAUUUAAAAAGCGAGCGUGUGUCACUGUCAUGGAACCUUUCAAUCAUGAGGAACUCCUUGAGAGAUUAGUUACCCAACUAGUUGUAGAAACAUCUGAAGAGAACGGUGCGAUGUAUUCAUUGGGUAGUGAGAAAAAAACAUUGGCAUGGUCACUUAAGGAGCUGAAGGCUGAGCUGGAAAGGCUUCUGAAAGAAAAGAGGUACUUGAUUGUUUUUGAUGACUUGUCAUCUACCACUGAAUGGGACUUGAUAAGUGGAAGCUUACCUCAGACAGAAAAUGCAAGCCGAAUCAUAGUCACCACAAGGGAAGUGAGUAUUGCCAAUUAUUGUUCAAAGAAACAAGAAAAUGUAUACAGGCUCAAAAGUCUAAACAAGGAGCAUGCGCUUGGCCUCUUCACAAAAAAGGUAUUUAAGGAGAAUGAAUAUCUGCAUCGGCAGUAUCCUGAGCUGGUUGAACAAGCAGAACAAAUCCUGAAGAAGUGCAAUGGACUUCCUCUUGCAAUAGUUGCCAUUGGUGGCUUCUUGGCAAACCAACCAAAGACUACCAUGGAGUGGAGAAAAUUGAAUGAGAAUCUUAGUUCUGAGUUGGAGAUGAUUCCAGAGCUUGACACCAUAAGAACAGUCCUUAUCAAAAGCUACAAUGGUUUACCAUAUCAUCUCAAAGCUUGCUUCUUGUAUCUGGCAAUAUUUCCUGAAGACUGCAAGAUUAGUCUAACACGUUUGGUCCGGCGGUGGAUAGCAGAGGGUUACUCAAGAGAGGUACGCGGCAAGUCUGCGCAUGAAGUGGCGGAGAGCUACUUCAUGGACCUUAUAAGCAGGAGCAUGAUCCUGCCAUCCCAACUAUCAAGCCACAGCAGAAAAAAGAUUGACUCUUGCCAAGUCCAUGAUAUUAUUCGUGACAUCAGCAUCUCAAAGUCAGCGGAGGAAAAUCUUGUUUUCAGAUUGGAGGAAGGUUGCAGCUUAAACAACCAAGGCACGACACGUCACCUCUCUGUCAGCAGCAAUUGGAAGGGAACCCAAAGUGAAUUCGAGUGCACGGUGGACCUGUCUCGUGUCCGAUCAAUAACAAUUUUUGGGAAGUGGAAGCCAUUCUUCAUUUCUGACAAGAUGAGGUUGCUGCGGGUGCUGGACUUGGAAGGCACUUCAGGUCUGGUUGAUCAUCAUCUCAAGCACAUUGGGAAGCUUUUCCACUUGAGAUACCUUUCCCUGAGAGGUUGUCAUGGAAUUUAUCACCUGCCAGGUUCUUUGGGUAACCUGAGGCAGCUCCAAACACUAGAUGUCAUGGGUACAAACAUAAUCAAGCUGCCAAAGACCAUCAUCAAGCUCAGAAAGCUACAACACGUUCGUGCCAGGGGCGUUGGGAGCAACGAUGAUUGUGUGUAUGAAGAGUAUCCAGAAGAGGUGCCGAGGAUAAUGAGGAACAAGCUAUGCAUCUUGACUUCCUCCUCGGUAGGAUUUUGUGUGGCAUGCUGUGACCCUCACCUUCUGAAGGAGUGCAUGGACAUCGAUGGGGACACCAACAGACGUGAUGUCUGCACCGCAUGCUGCUGCUCCUAUCUGCCAAUGCAGGUGACACGCCGGAGCCGACGCGGUGUUGCAGUGCCCAGAGGGAUCCACAGGCUGAAAGCCCUGCACACGCUGGGUGUCGUCAACAUCUCGAGGAGGAAGGCUGCCGUGCGAGAGGUAGCGAGGCUCACCGGGCUGCGCAAGCUGGGAGUGACCGGCAUCAACGAGACCAACAGUGGAGAACUAUGUUCAGCCAUUUCUAGUCUCAGCUCCCUGGAAACAUUGCUCAUGCAAUCUGAGGGGAAGCCCGGUUUAUAUGGCUGCUUGGAUGACCUCUCUAUGCCUCCAAAAAACCUUGAGAGCCUCAAGCUGUACGGUAACCUGGUCAGACUGCCGGCAUGGAUAAAUGGUGGGCUGCUACAAAACCUGGCCAAGCUCAAGCUGCGGAGCUCCAGGAUAUCAGACCAUGAUGCCGCCAUAAAAGUCCUUGGGAGCCUACCAAACCUAGCCAUCCUUCGUCUGCGGAAGGAGUCACUUGAGGGCGAAGAGGUCCGUCUCCGUUUCUGUCCGGGUGCAUCGUUCCCAAGCUUGAUGGUGCUGGAGCUGAGUUCUCCAGGUAAGCUCAAAUCUGUACAGUUUGAAAAGGGAGCAACCCCUAAGCUCGAGCUGCUGCAGUACUACGAUCAGCCUGACCAUGGUAAGAAUGAUGUUAUUUCAAAAGAAAAUGAUGAUCAGUUUGAAGAAGCUUCCAGUGUUUGGCUGUUUUCUGGGCUAGCAUCUCUGGGGAGUCUCAAGAAAGUUCUGCUAGAGGGUGGCAACUAUGAACACUACUUUGUACGGAACUUGCGGUCCCAGCUUGAGUUGAAUCAGAAUCGGCCUUUUCUCAAGAUGGACUGAGCUAAACUCUGGAAACUCUGAUUCUGCUCACCUGUUUUGAUCACCAUUAGUUAAGGUCAUUUUAGCCUCUGCCACUGGGUUGCUUAAUUUGACUUCUUUAAUUUGCUUAUUACAGAAAAUGUCUAGUUUACUCCUUCCGCGAGACUGCGACUAAAAUAUCUACUCCAUUGGGUCUCAUAUGAAAGACAUAGUGUGUUUGUUUAUUUGUGUUAGGUCCCAUAUGUGAGAAAGUAUAUUUGUUUAUUUA